AGCUACAAGCUUUUCAGAGCCCCUGCUCACCAUGAGCCGACAGCCACAGCCCCAGGCUGCGCGGACAGAGCGCUCCGCGUCUCUCCCGGUGUCUCCCACUUUGCCCAUGUCCCAGUAUGCGUCCCGCUCAGACUCCAAGGGAGCUUUGGACAGCAGCAGCCCCGAUGCCAACACGGAAGAUGACAAGACCGAGGAGGACAUGCCUGCGCCCAAGAACUAUCUGUGGCUCACCAUUGUCUCGUGUUUUUGCCCAGCCUACCCAGUCAACAUCGUGGCUUUGGUCUUCUCCAUCAUGUCUCAGAACAGCUACAAUGAAGGAGACUACGAAGGAGCCAGGAGGCUGGGGCGCAACGCCAAGUGGGUAGCCAUCGCCUCCAUCAUCAUCGGCCUGGUCAUCAUUGGUGUGUCAUGUGUGGUGCACUUCUCCAGGACCUCCUGAAGAGCCAGCCAUCAGCUGGGAGCAUGGAGGAUGGUCCUCAUCUGCACACACUCCAAGAAGUUUCUGAGGAAUGGAUCCUUGAUUUUAGACUGUGCGAUCUUUUCCUCCAGGACUCUCCAGAGGCAGGCCCCUGGCAAAUGAACACCAAGUCCGGAACAUAGGAAAUCAGAGUGGUACAGACAUGCCCAUCCAUGUCACUGAGUGAUACACAACAAGAAAAUGGCGUCUCCAUGUCUCAGUUCGGCAAACCCUUUGCAUCCAUUCCUCUUCAGUGGGGAUGAACUCCAGAAACCUCACAACGUGUCACUGGGAGGUCUGGAUUUUGGGGGAGCAGGUGGUUUCCAAGGAGAGCAGUGAAUGCUGGUGUUUACAAAAUCGAGUACAAUCUUUGUAGCAUGUUAGAGUUGUCUAGUAAGUUGAACCCAUAGGUUUAUUUUCCCUAUGUUGGAAUUUCCCUCCAUCUCCCCCAGCAACCCCAGAGUUCAUGCAAGACUUUCUAGACUUUUGUCCCAUUUUAAAUGUUUCCCAAUAGUCCACCCCUUUUGCUUAUACAUGUAUUGGCCAGUCGGAGCCUGAAAACAAACCCAGAUCCUGGGCAUAGGUGCACCCUCUCCACCCCAGAUGUGGGAAUAAACUAGCUAUUUUAUGGAA
Messenger RNA from Onychomys torridus (southern grasshopper mouse), 1090 nucleotides. It is a transcript of the gene Tmem233, whose product is annotated as transmembrane protein 233. The coding region runs from base 32 to 439 and encodes 135 amino acids. The record is from RefSeq and is a predicted model, not a curated record. The transcript is spliced from 3 exons. Gene Ontology annotation, cellular component: membrane. NCBI's taxonomy places the organism in Eukaryota, Metazoa, Chordata, Mammalia, Rodentia, Cricetidae.